Blepharisma stoltei is the source of this 1780-nucleotide messenger RNA. Lineage: Eukaryota; Ciliophora; Heterotrichea; Heterotrichida; Blepharismidae. The record is from the annotation of a GenBank genome assembly.
AUGUCCGCUGCUCGUGCUAGUCUGGAAGAAACUAAGAAAAGAAGGGAAGAACUGCAGAAAAAGAUUGCAGCGACUAAACAGGCUGCUGAAAGACCUGUGGAAAGAAAACCUGCAGCUUCAAUGAGGCCGCCACGAAGCCAAAUGCCGAGCUCUCAGGUAAGCUUUACGGAAAUUAUGAAAGAAAUUGAAAAGAUUCCGGAAAAUAAACCUGUUGUACAGUCGCUGUCGCCUGAAAGAGAUAAAAAUAGCAGCAAGCCUGUUUUAGCUCAUGCAAAAUUAUAUGAAUUAGCUAUCAGUGGAAGACCUAAACCUGAAAAAGUUCAAGCUGAAGUGCAAGUUGACAUCCCAAAGGAACAAAAAGUCCCCGAGCCUCAACUAAAUACUGUUGAAGAUAACAACAAAGAUGAAUACGAUGAAGAUUCUGAUGUAGAAAUGGACGAAAAAAGUCCUGAAAAAUCUUCAGAAUAUGACCCUGAGGUGGUAAAUAGAAUUAUCGAAUCAGUUGAUUUCAACGAAUUCUUUAAAAAAUCAACAAGGCUUGUAGAAAGAAGCUUAGGAAAAGAAAAGAUAGAAAAUGAAUGAAAGACAGAAUCAAACGGAAAUAUCAAAUCCUUACUAACUCUCUAUGAUCCAAAACUCUGUGAUGAAAAAAGCGUUACCUCUUUACAAUGGUCACCUUUAUAUAAAGAGUUACUAUUAGCAUCAUACAUAAGAACCACCCAGACAGUGUCUCAGGUCCCUAGAGGCUUAGUGUGCAUUUGGUCACUAUCUUUAAAUACCCGGCCAGAAUUUAUACUAAAUUGCCAAUCUUCUGUUACUGCAGCCAGCUUCAACCGCUUCGAUCACAACUUGGUAAUUGGGGGCACUUAUUCCGGCCAAAUCGUAGUUUGGGAUUUAAGGGCCAAAUCUCAGCCAAUCCAACGCACUCCUCCUAUGGCAGAAAGUCAUAGUCACCCUGUCUAUUCUUUAUCAAUAAUUGGCUCUCAACAUGCAAAUAAUAUUGUAUCUGCCUCAAAUGACGGGAAAGUUUGUGUAUGGUCUCUUAACAUGUUUCAUACCCCUACCUCUUCGUUUGAAAUGAAAUCCCGUGUUAAAGAUGUAGGCUGCACAACUAUGGCUUUUCCUGCCAAUGAAACUAAUGUAUUUUAUGUCGGCGCUGAAGAUGGGAGCAUUUUCCAAACACAGCUGCAUGGUAGCAAGCUUGUGGAUUCUGGUACUGAGACUUAUGAAGGACAUUUUGGACCUAUAACAGGGCUUGAUAUACACCCGAUAGGAGAAAAUGUAUUUACAGAUAUUGCUGGGAAUUUAUUACUGUCAAGCUCAGUAGAUUGGACAGUGAAGUUGUGGAAUUUGAAGGCAGGAAAACAGCCAAUUUUUUCAUUUGAUGCUUAUGAUGAUUAUGUGUUCGAUGUGAAAUGGAAUCCACAUCAUCCUUCAAUGUUUGCGGUAAUUGAUGGGAGUGGGUAUUUAUGCUGGACUAAACUAAAUUUGAUAAUAAAUAGAAAAUAUAAUUAUUAAAAUAAAAUUACUAUUGGGAUAUAACUAAAUAAAUAAACAUAGAAUAGAUUUUUGGAACUUGAAUAAAGAUACAGAAAUGCCUGAUAUCAGACUUAAGACUGGAAACAGUGUGCUGAAUCAUUUAGCCUGGGCCUCUGAAAGCACUCAGUUGGCAACUGGAAACUGCGAUGGACAGCUUGUCCUGUAUAAGCUUAGUAAAGAAUAUGCACACGGAACUGCUGAAGAUUGGGACAAAAUGGAAGCAAUGUUUGCUGUUGACUAG